CCGUUCUGUAAAGUUUAGGUUAGGCCCUAGCCAGUAGUAGUAGUAAACAACUAAACUAGGGGCCUAGGCCUACCCUAGCUAAGGCCUCCUAUCCUAACGUAUUGGUAGGCCUAAUAAUAAUAGACUAGGCCUAGCCUAGUAGUAGUAUGCUAAGAAAGUAGCAUUCGUAUUCUAGGGCCUAUCUAAGCCUCCUACAUAUUUAGGUAUAUGUCUGGUUUAAUAUAAGGACAUAAUAUUCAUAGUUACAAACCUCAGAGACUUGAAAUGCGUGAGCGACCACCAAUGUGGGUGGCAUGCAGCACUAGGGCCCCCGCCAUGGUCCAGCCGGGGCAGAGCUUGGGUGGGGGUCCAGAUGUGGGACCGUCCCACACAAUGCAAGAUGGUUGGUAGCUAUAUAAGGAAGUGGAAAUGUUUACGUGACCGUAAACAAAUCAAUAAGCCAUGAUUUACGUGAAAUAAAUAAUGCAUGCGCAGUCAUACAUUAAUAAACAUGCAUUAUUGUUGGUCAUGUACAUUUAUCAAUCCUGGUUGUAUAAAAUGUACAGUACGUUGAUGCGAGUUCAACUUUCAGCACUCAAAAUUAGUGCCACCACAGCUCUGAUUUAUUAAUUUAAUUAUAUUUUGUUUUUAUUAUUAAACAUAAUUUAAUUUUAGACAACAUUGUUAUGAUAUAGUGUUUAGUUGGGUUGAGACUCAAGUGCCAAUUGAGCAUGAAGAACAACAACUCGUCCACUAAUAAUUUCCCACCAAUUUAUUAGACAACAUUUUAAUGAUAUAGGACAAGAUAGAAUUUCAAAAAAAUGUUUGUACAUGCAUACUUGUUCCAGCGCACAGGAAGGAACUUAAAAAGAUGUCUUGCAGUCAACAUGUGUUAAUAAGAAAGAAAAUAAGAAUUUAAUAAGGGCCUAGGCCUAUUCAUUCAUCACCUAACAAGAUGGUCUACUGUCAAAGAAGUUGGAAAGUCGCCAGAAAAUUAUCCAGCAUCAACUUUGCUGCAGCUAUUGGUAAUCAUGGCAUUGUUUGUAAGCAUUUUAUAAACACAGGUAUUCUUGAGCUGAGUCAAGAAGUUCAAAAAGCACUGAAGUAUGGUUCACCCUUGGUGGCACUAGAAAGUACCAUCAUCACACAUGGGAUGCCAUACCCAUUCAACCUCAGAACUGCUCAGUCAGUGGAGCAGAUUGUUCGUGAUGGUGGAGGAGUUCCGGCUACCGUUGCAGUAUUUGACGGUAAAAUUCAUGUUGGGUUGACUACUAACCAACUUGAAAGAUUAGCAACUUGCAAGGAUGCUCUCAAGACCUCCAGGAGAGACCUAGCGUGGUCUGUCAGCCAAGGCAAAGUUGGUGGAACUACUGUAGCAGCAACUAUGAUCGCUGCGCACUUGGCUGGUAUACGUAUAUUUGUAACAGGCGGUAUUGGUGGCGUACAUCGGGGCGGCCACAAUAGUAUGGAUAUCAGCUCAGAUCUGACAGAGCUUGGUAGAACACCCGUGGCAGUGGUUUGUGCUGGUGCAAAGUCUAUAUUAGACAUUGGAAGAACUCUAGAAUAUUUAGAAACCCAGGGAGUAACAGUAGCAACAUAUGGGGAUUCAAAGUAUUUCCCAGCUUUCUUUGCACCAGCCAGCCCGUACUUGUCCCCUUGUAACAUUUCAAAUGCAACGGAAGCGGCUCAGGUUUUUGCAACAAAUGAAUCACUUGAACUGAAUAGUGGAGUUCUGAUUGCAGUUCCAAUCCCAGAAUGCAAUGCCAAGGACAGCAUUCAGGUGGAGCAUGCCAUACAAGAAGCCAUAGCUGAGGCAGAACACAAGGUACAAGUUGGAAAGGAUGUUACACCAUACAUCCUGAAAAGAGUCAAUGAAAUCACAGGAGGAAAGGCUCUUGAAGCUAAUAUUGCAUUGGUGAAAAAUAAUGCCAAAGUAGGAACUGAAAUAUCUGUAGAAUACAGCAAAAUCCGUGCUCAAAAAUCCUACAGAAUUGGGUCAAAGGGCGGAAACAGUACUCAACACAGCUACAGAGGACGACAGAGUAGUAAAGUGGCCAGAAGACCAGUAGUGGUUGGUGCCAGUAUAUAUGACUUGAAUGUCAUGACUUAUGGAACUGAUGUUAUUUAUGGUGGUACCACUAAUCCUGGUUCAAUCCAACAGGGAGUUGGUGGUGUUGGCAGAAACAUAGCGGAUUGCUUGUCAAGACUCGAUGUAGAUCCAUUAUUUAUAUCUGUUGUAGGAGAUGACAUUGAAGGUCAAAGUUUGAUGAGCCAAUCAAACCAUAUGGACACCAGUUGCAUUACUGUGCUGAUUGGUGAGAGGACGGCCUCAUACUGUGCUGGGUUGAAUGGCAGUGGUGAUGUGUUCCUAGGAGUUGGUGAUGCUAAGAUUUGUGAUCAAAUAACACCUGAGCUAGUCAGUGGUUACAAAGAGGUCAUUUCACAGGCACCCCUUGUGUGUAUAGAUGGUAACAUUCCAAGGGACACCAUUCAAUAUGUGUGUGAUGUAUGUAAUGAUCAUAAUAUACCAAUUUGGUAUGAGCCUACCUGUGCACUGAAAGCUAUAAAACCAUUUGAAACAAACGCUGGAAAAUUCCUCACCUAUGUUAGUCCAAAUCUCAGGGAACUACGUCAAAUGUACGCUGCUGUUGAAGGACACCAGCCUCAAUCUGUACAUGAUGAAGACAUGUCGUUGACUGACAUUAUUCGAGAGUGUCAUCAUCUUUGCAGCGUAUUAAUUAGUCAUGGCCUUCAUUGCAUCAUAUUGACUCUCGGUCCAGAUGGCAUUCUUGUCUGUCGUAACACCGAACCGGAAGAUAUGUUUCCAUGCAGUUAUGUGACAAGGCGUGAUGAAUCUGCAAUGAGCAUGGCAUCUCUUCUACAUUACCCAGCAUGCAGUGAGGUGCACUUGCCUGGGGAGGUUGUCAGUGUUUCCGGUGCAGGAGAUUGCCUCGCUUCAGGUGUGAUGGCAGGGAUCCUUCAAGGCCAUGAACCAGACAUCUGCAUCAAAGGGGGACUAUUAGCAGCUAACCAUUCCAUAAGAUCUCUGAAGACAGUUCCAGAUUCAAUACGUUCUCAAGAUUUCUCGGUAGAAUCUAUCAAGAACUGGGCACCAUGGACUCCAGCUUGCAUUUUGUGAUAUAUUGGUGGUGGGUGUUAGACCAGCAGUUGAGAACUAUACGGAGAACUUAUGCUGAAAAAAUUUGGGUCCUGGAUCAAUUUUGAUGGGUCAAUUUAUUAUUAUACAGUAACUGAUCACAAUACAAAGCUAGGUCUAAAAAUAAAAUUAUUGCAAUUCAAUUGAAAAUUCAACCUCCAAUGUUCAGGGGUUUUUAAAUGUGUAUAUGCAUACAAUAUGUCCUUUAAAUUGCUUUUCAGAGGUUUUUUCAUUUGUACAUUGACUUUAUCUAAAAUGACCACAUACUGUAGAGUGGACCGGAACUUGGAGUUUAGUCAAUCCCUAUUUAUAUGCCGACUCCCAGUGAUAUGGGUGGUGUAAUUUUUGCAGAAAAUACAACAAAGUGUUUUUUCACUUUGUUGUACAACCCAUGGCCUAGUUGCAUUGUAAUGAUGGGCUUAACUUCAAGGCAUUCUCUACUCCCAAAAUUAGGCCACAAAAUGCCUACUGUGUCAUGGGUCAAAAACCUUCCCGACUGCUGCGCUAGGCAAAUAUCCCCUGAACAAGUACACAUUCAUAUCAAAUAAUUGAAGCAGGAAUUCCUCACCACUCAGUUCUUUAUAUAUUGGUAGGAAUGGAGCUGAAGUAUUGUAGCUUGUUGGUGAGCUCUGGCUGGAUGGACCACCCUCACAGCAUAUUGUUGGAAUAAAUACAUUAUUGUGACGCUUGCCAUGCAAGCUUUUAAUCCGAGAAUUUUUUUUUUUUUCCAUGACAAAAUUCUCCAUUUACAUUAGAGUAUUUAUAGACAUCAGAGAGGAUUAUGACAGCACCAGUCUUAUAAACUACAGGGUAGAGCUCAGAAAUAUUUAAUUGAUGGUCAAUGGACAACAUAUAUUUUGUGUAACUUCUAAUUUAUUAAUAAAAGUUACUUUCAAAGUUAAUAUUAA
Messenger RNA from Anneissia japonica, 4044 nucleotides. RefSeq names its product pseudouridine-metabolizing bifunctional protein C1861.05-like. Gene Ontology annotation, molecular function: kinase activity; pseudouridylate synthase activity. NCBI's taxonomy places the organism in Eukaryota, Metazoa, Echinodermata, Crinoidea, Comatulida, Comatulidae. The transcript has 18 exons. The record is from RefSeq and is a predicted model, not a curated record. Bases 935 to 3118 code for a protein of 727 amino acids.